This is a messenger RNA of Mixia osmundae IAM 14324, 4117 nucleotides long. RefSeq lists its product as uncharacterized. The transcript is spliced from 5 exons. Gene Ontology annotation, molecular function: protein binding. The record is from RefSeq and is a predicted model, not a curated record. Bases 46 to 4074 code for a protein of 1342 amino acids. Gene Ontology annotation, cellular component: Cul4-RING E3 ubiquitin ligase complex. NCBI's taxonomy places the organism in Eukaryota, Fungi, Basidiomycota, Mixiomycetes, Mixiales, Mixiaceae. Gene Ontology annotation, biological process: proteasome-mediated ubiquitin-dependent protein catabolic process.
CGGCGAUAGCGCGGGGUCCCUCCGAUAAACUGAAAGCAGCACCCGAUGGCAGGCAUGCCAGGAGGCUAUUCAUCCAGUCCGGAGCCCAUCGUCACACGCUCGAUGGCAAGAGCAGCCCGAGCUCAGUCUGACUCACAAAGCACGCUUGACACGACCGACUCCUCCGAACUGGAUCUCGAGGACGUAUACUACAUACAGGAGACUGACGAGGAUGCUGAUGCGGCUUCGAUGGACGAAGAUGGCACCAUACGGCUCGCCGAUCUUGACGAAUUUGACGAGGACGAUGACGAUGAGGAUGAGGAAGAUGACUUUGAGCCUGAUGACGAUGAUGAAGCAGAAGAUGCGAUGGACACCGCCGAAGGUGCAGAAGCUAUCGAGAACAUGACGAUCGUCACCUCUUCGGGUGAACAGAUCAGACUGGCAGAAUUGCUCGCCGAUGAUCCGCCGCCGAGUGAUGAGGCAGCACCAGCCGGGGUGCCUCGUCGGCCUAUGGGUCGCACAGCCAUCCAGACGCUCUUGAGAGCGCUCGCAAGCGGACGAGCAACUGUCCGACGAGGACCGGCAGCGCAAGCAGCGCGUGAGGCGGAAGAGGAAGAGGAUGACGAUGGCGACUAUCAAGAAGAGGAGGAGGACGAUGCAUUUGGUGAUCUCUUCGGCUAUCGCAGAAGGCCGGCACGACGACAGCGUCCCCUGUUUGAACCGAUCAAGAAGCCACUCAAGGAAGGCGUCGCACUCGAGCGAUCAGGCGAAUUCGGCCGCCCUCCUCAAAGAUACUAUGCCUCUGAACAGCAGCGCACCCUCCAUGCCUCACGUAACGCCUUUGGUCUCGUGGAUAUGAUGCGCAAGAGGGAGACAACGCGUGGGCGACGUACUUUCGAAGACUAUUCCGAUAUUGCAAUACCAAACACAGACGGUACCGAAGUCGCUCAAUAUGGUUCAUCGGUCUAUUGCGGCCAGUACUCCGAGGACGGUUCCUUCUUCUAUACGUGCGCUCAAGACUUCAAGGUCAGGAUCUACGAUAUGACGGCACCCUUGCGCACGACUCGCAAGGGCAUCCUCGACACCUCCAAUGGGCCAUACCGCAAUCCCAAUCGGCGUGGCCAAGGUUACAGUGCAUAUCAUGAUGACAGAACGUCGCUCAAGUUGCUGAAGACGAUACGUGCCACGCACGAAUGUCGCUGGACGAUCACCGAUGCUAAUCUAUCGCCGGACAACUCUAUGCUGAUACACUCGACUAUUGGAUCAACAGUCAGUCUCAUCAAGACGCGUGAUGUCGAUGAAGGAAUCGAAAGCUCCAAUCAUGACCAGCAGCUGCUCAAAUUUGGUGCGCACGCCUAUGACGAUUUCGGCAUCUGGUCGAUCCGCUUCUCUGGCGAUGCCCGUGAAAUCGUGGCCGGGGCGAGUAGAGGCAAAAUCUUUGUGUACGAUGUCGAAGCAGGCAAGCCCGUCCUGCGCAUCCGAGCACAUGACGACGAUGUCAACGCCGUCUGUUUCGCCGACUCACUUUCUUCGAACGUCCUGAUCAGUGGAUCGGACGAUGGUCUGGCCAAAGUCUGGGACCGUCGCUCGCUUGGCGACGGUCGAAAGGCCGGCGUGCUCGUCGGACAUACCGAGGGACUGACCUUUGUCGCACCAAAAGGUGACGGCCGGUACGUACUCUCGAAUGGAAAAGACAGCUGCGCCAAGCUUUGGGAUCUUCGCAAGAUGUACUCUUCCGAAGAAUACGAUAAUCUUGAAAGACUCGAUGUUGGUGUGCAAGGCUUCGACUAUCGAUUUGGUGGCUACACAAAGCCCAAAUAUCGCCGCCAUCCUCAGACAUGCGAAGUCACUUCAUUCACGGGUCAUUCAGUCACAAAGACGCUCAUCAGAGCGCACUUUUCACCCAUCGCGACGACUGGCCAGAGAUACAUCUAUUCUGGUUCGGCAGAUGGCAGGAUUCACAUAUGGUCGCUGGAUGGUCAAGUCGUUCAGAUCCUUGACCGACGCAAAGCGACGCCCUUGUUUGGCUCAGACGGGGAACCGAAUGACCCUUCUGCGCCCGAAGCGCCGCCCAGUCAGCACAACUACGAUUCAGUCGUCCGGGACGUCAGCUGGGCACCCUUUGAGCCGACGAUCAUCUCGACAUCCUGGGAGAGCUCUGUCGGCUCGUCUGGCUCCAUCGCAAUGCAUGAAUGGAAAGCAGAAGGCAAGCAUCAUGAUGACAACCGAGGCAUUCAGCGCAAUUGGAAUCUCGCCUAUGCUAGUGCGCCGCUGCGCAGAGGCCUUGUCGCGACUCAGCAAGAUCACCGUCGCGCGCGAGCCGUGCUUUUGUCGUUUGAUGAGCUCUUGACCUGUGCCGAUCACCACAAUAUGCGCCGACUCGUGCUUGCCGCUGCUUGCUUCGUAUCUGCUGCAGCAGCCAAUCGUCUUGGGCCGCGCAAACUUGCUUUUGGCCGUGCAUCGUCUUUAUCAGAACAUGUUGCAGCGCUCCCGGGCGAGUCGGCUGCACCUUACCAAAACGUGCAAGUUACUGUUCCGCCUUUGCUCGGUGAUGCGAAGAAGCUCUGCGAUCAGGUUUUGCUCGAUCAAUAUGUGUUUGCCAACAGCUUCUACACGCCUGCUGCGAAUGUGCAGAUCAAGGGCUUUGCAGUACCAAGCGAAUGCGGCGCACUCGCAGACAUUGAUCGGCUCGUUCUUGAGCUGACUGUGCGCUCGAUCGGCACUCAGUACGAUCGUCUUUCAAACAUCUUUAUCAACGAUAUCGAGGUUCUGCGCACAUCGACAGCUGAACCCAUCAGACGACCGCCGGGUAUCACUUGGACUGUGACCAAGGAUAUCACACGCUACCUGGGUCUCAUCGACGCCAAGACCAAUCGCCUUGUCAUGCACCUCAACAACUUGCUCGACGCAUCGGCUGGGCUUGACGGCGUUUACAACGUCACUCUCAGCCUUCAAUACUAUUCCAAAGGUGACGGACGCCCUGCCACUAAGUCACAGGUGAUCUUGCCUCUCGGACCGGGUGCUCUGCACGACAAAUCGCAGUCGUCCGGUCUCUUCGUAUUGCCCGGCGAAAGCCGUGCAGAGACGAUUUUGCAGAUACCAGAGACGACAGUCAGUCUGCUCGCAGAGAUCUAUGCGAGUGGUGCUGCGAACGAGGAGUUUUGGUAUGCGUCUCCUGUCGAUGAGCUUGUGCCCGAGAUUGGACCGCAAGAAGGCAACCAUGGCCCAUUUCGAGAAGUUCAGCUGCACGUCGACUCCGUACUCGCAGGCGUUGUCUGGCCUUUCGCUGUGAUCUAUACCGGCGGGAUUUCGCCGGCUCUUUGGCGGCCUAUCGCAGCUUACGGCGCGUUUGAUGCCCCAUCAUACUGGAUCGAUCUGUCUCCUUUCAUACCGACGCUUGUAGAUGGCAGGCAUCAUUCAUUCGAGUUCAAAAUCAUUGGACAAGGGCCAGGAGGUGCUACCAACUCGAGCUGGCUCGUAUCAGGCAAUUUGCAGGCAUUUCUCUCGCCUACGGGCAAGAAACCUACUGGCCGGAUGAUCUCGACCACGAAUGAGCCGAUCGACGUUUCGUCAGAGAUCCUGCAUCUCAGCAAGGGCGAAUCGGGCGCCAUUGUCACUGCUAAGCGUGAUUUUACGAUCACUGCCGAGCUCGAUGGGCUUCUGACUACGUUCCAUCAAAAUCUGACGUUUACGAAUAAGCAGAUCUACACCGAUUCGACACAGAUCGUGAUUCAGGAUACAGGCUAUACAUCUAUGUCUGCACGUUCUGGGCACCCAAUCAUGUCUGUCCAGCAACGAUUCCCACUCCACAUGACGACGACGAUGACUGCGGCAGAUUCAAUCGAGGCAGUCGUCAAACAUGGCUACGAGUCCGUCUGGACAAAGUCGGGCGUUGCAGAUGGAGGUAGUAUCAAAACGGAGCAGAUGGGAGUCUCUAUGCUCAAGCUGGAUCCGAAGACCGGCCGUGUCACAGCCGGCACUGGGAAUACGACUCAGACCUACAGAUACCAGGAUGCAACGAAUCUCUAUACUCGUGACAUAGAGGCCCGUAAUCUGACGAUUGUGAGAGACGAAACCGGCGGCAACGUUGCUUGAGGCUGUAUGCUUGUACUUCGAUAUGCAGUUUUUUGAUCAGAAC